Molecule: messenger RNA, 558 nt
Organism: Nothoprocta perdicaria
Lineage: Eukaryota; Metazoa; Chordata; Aves; Tinamiformes; Tinamidae
Product: keratin, type II cytoskeletal cochleal-like
Exons: 3
Coding region: 1-558 (185 amino acids)
Biological process (GO): intermediate filament organization; keratinization
Cellular component (GO): keratin filament
Molecular function (GO): structural constituent of skin epidermis
Source: RefSeq, a predicted model, not a curated record
AUGUCGGACACCUCUGUUAUUGUGAAAAUGGACCACAGCCGAGGCCUAAGCACAGAUGACAUCAUUGCUGACAUCAAAGCUCAGCACGAGGACAUGGCCAAGAGGAGCCGGGCUGACGCAGAGCGCUGGUGCUACACUCGGCAUGAGGAACUGAGAGAAACCGCUGGCAAACAUGACGACAGCUUGCGCAACACGAAGGACGAAAUUAGGGAGCUGGAUCGGAUGAUUCAGAGACUCAAUGGCCAACGUGAAAGCACCAGAGCCCAGAGAUGCAAACUGGAAGGAGCCAUUGCUGAAGCAGAGGAGCAGGGGGAAGUGGUCAGCAAGGAUGCAAAGCUCUCUGAGCUGGAGGUGGCGCUGCAGGAAGCGAAGCAGGACUUGGCCUGGCAGCUCCAUGAGGACCAGGAGCUCAUGAACGUCAAGCUGGCCCUGGACAUGGACAUCACAACCUACAGCAGCUGCUGGAGGGAGAGCAGAGCAGGGGAGAGCUUGCACAUCCCUGAAAAACGCUUGGAUUUGCAAUGCAUUUCCCACCACCGCCCUUCACAAGCUGCCUGA